Molecule: messenger RNA, 2667 nt
Organism: Cinclus cinclus
Lineage: Eukaryota; Metazoa; Chordata; Aves; Passeriformes; Cinclidae
Gene: DNAJB9
Product: DnaJ heat shock protein family (Hsp40) member B9
Exons: 3
Coding region: 76-723 (215 amino acids)
Cellular component (GO): endoplasmic reticulum
Molecular function (GO): misfolded protein binding; protein-folding chaperone binding
Source: RefSeq, a predicted model, not a curated record
GCAGAACGGCGGCGCUGCUGCUGCUGCUGCUGAGGGGCGGCGGAGGAGCGGGGCUGGUGCUGAGGAACUGGAGAAAUGGCCACUACACAAUCUGUCUUCACAUUUGCUCUCUGCAUUUUAAUGAUAACUGAAUUAAUACUGGCCACGGAGAGCUAUUAUGAUAUCUUGGGAGUUCCAAAAAAUGCAUCUGACCGCCAGAUUAAGAAGGCAUUUCACAAGUUGGCUAUGAAAUACCACCCAGACAAAAAUAAGAGUCCCGGAGCAGAAGCAAAAUUUAGAGAAAUUGCUGAAGCAUAUGAAACAUUGUCGGAUGAGAAUAAACGAAGAGAAUACGAUCAGCUUGGCCGUCAUGGAGGAAAAGGAAGUCAUGGAAGCCCUUUCCAUCAGUCAUUUAAUUUCAACUUUGACGAUCUGUUCAAAGACUUUGACCUAUUUAGUCAAAACUCGCGGUCAAAAAAGCACUUUGAAAAUCACUUCCGAAGUCAUCGGGAUGCUCAUAAUCGGCAAAGACGUUCUUUCCAAGAGUUUUCUUUUGGAGGUGGACUGUUCGAUGAUGUGUUUGAAAAUAUGGAAAAGAUGUUUUCAUUCAGUGACUUUGAAAAUGCACACAGACACGCGGUGCGAACUGAUGCCAGGUUUCAUGGAUCCAGCAAGCACUGCAGGACUGUCACUCAGAGACGAGGAAACAUGGUUACCACAUACACUGACUGUUCUGGACAAUAAUGUUUCUUGUCUUCUAAACUUUUAUUCUUUUCUCAACAGCUUAAUAACCUUUCUUGAUUUUGUGCUAACAUGGAAGAAAUUUUCUGAACUGUGUUUUCUAAAAAACACUUAAGCUACUAUAAAGAAGUUGUAGAUUAAACUAAUCUUCAGAAUAGAAACAGUAUGCUGUUGGGAAGUAAAUGUGUCAACAGCUGCUUAGAAUGGGAGAGAAAUAAUCUCAUGUGAUAGAAAAGAUUAUAUAUAUUUCAAUUUAGUAAAACUUUUCCUAAAUUUGACCACAAGAUAUGUUUCAUUUCAGAAACGUAUUACAAUUUUUUUUCAUACAAGCCAGUUCAGGAUUGAUUGAAUUACUGGUGUGUGGAUUGAAGCAGAGGAGGUACUUCAAUUUUGAUGUGCUACCUUUUUUUAAUAAUUUCUUUCCAAGUUUGCACUUGCAAUUUUUGCCUGAUACAGAUUUACAGUGCAAAUUACAAAAUUUACACAAAAUAGAAGCAUGAUUUCCCUGGGUCUUUGUUACUCUCUCUAGCAUUGCGAAAGUAUUAUUAAAACCCUUACUUUUUGAAUUUGGAAAAGAGUGAGGGAAUACAUUAAUGAAGUGAGUGAUGUAGGAUUUAGUUUUAUUUCUGAAUUGGCCUGAAGGGAUCUUAGGAUUUGAAUAACCCUUGACUUAUUUAGAUGAUAUAGGGAUAUUCAUGUACAUAAGUUUGUGUGCACACAAGGUUUUUGUUUUGUUGUUUUUUUUUUUUCCCUCCUAUAAUACAAAUAUCUCUCAAACAAGGUUUGGAAGGGCACACCCAAAACACUUGUGUUUUAUGCUUGCUAUAUUACCACGUGUGCAAUGUACAUUAUAUAACUCACUUUAUUGAGCUAAACUACCCCUCUGAGAUAUUGCGAACUUCAAUAAGAUAAGCUUGCCUACAGAUUUGUGGUGUUCCUGAAAGGGUCUAAGUAAAAGCUACAGUGUUUAUAUUGACAGAUUUAUUGCCUGUCAGCAAGAAUUUUUCAGCAUUGUUAUUUGAAAGGUAAAUUCUUAGCCUAGCAAUGGAGUACAAGUGAAAAUUACAAUCCUUGUAUUCAUCCAAUGCCUUGUGGGGCUGGAAACUGCUAAUAAGGGCAGUACUAAUGGGUAUUGAUUUUAGCACCAUGGAAGCCCACAACCAGUGUAAACUACUUAAAACUAAAAAGGAAGAAAAAAAAAGCCACCAGAAAAUGCCACACAACAAAACCCCCAAAUACUUUAGCCGAUGUCAAUCAAAAAGUUCUGUUCUAACUCUUAACUAGUCAUACAGGCUAAGUUUGUUAAAUUGGCUGUCCCUUUAGAGCUGGGAGGUAGGAAUUUACCUUUCAGGUUGAUUGCAUGAGCAGAAUAAGCAUUUUAACUAGCAGUGUUCUAAACAGGCUUUGAGUUUUUAAAAUCGUUAUUGAGAGAUUUAACCCGUUGCUUCUUGGAUGGAUAUUGAAAGCUGCCUAUUUGCUAAGGAACUUUCACCUUCCCCUCAAGCGUACAUAUUAUUGCUUGUUCAGUUUUCAUUUCCUAAUCCUUGGAAUGGAUGUUGUAUUAAGUGCUUUUCCUUUUCUGUGUUCUUAUUUAUUAAUAGACUAAUACCUCAUAUAUGGUCUUUAUUAAAAGCCAGUAAUUUGUGCAACAUUAUCGGAAUGUGCAAUAUUCUUGUAGUAGGAAAAGUGCUGGAUUGAGUGUGUUUUUUUUCGCCCUUUUUCUGUGUACGUAGAGAUUUUUUUCUUCUGUAUAAUUUAAUAUAUGAUUCAAGCAAAAGUUCUACUUGGUGUAGAUUUCUGCAUUUAUUUUCUUUAACAUACUUCAUUAGUCCUGUGCAUGAAUCAAACUAUCUGUACAAUUCCUAUCAUAUGGGCAUUUAUGAGAACAAAGUAUUUACUUAAAGUUAUGUAUUACUUUUUCUCACAAAGAGUAAGUGUUAAACAUGA